Nilaparvata lugens (brown planthopper) is the source of this 2260-nucleotide messenger RNA. RefSeq names its product coiled-coil domain-containing protein 63-like. Lineage: Eukaryota; Metazoa; Arthropoda; Insecta; Hemiptera; Delphacidae. The record is from RefSeq and is a predicted model, not a curated record.
UUUCUAGGGCCACUGAUCAACUUGUGUUAUUCCAUUAAAGCUAAGUUGAAAACUGCAAUAUGGCUUUCUAAGUUUGGGUGGUGAUAGAACAAACUUUUCUAAAUGUCAUCUGCUAGAAAUCAAUUUCAAGAUUAACUCAAAUCUUAAAUAGUCUAACUGAUAUCAUUAUUGAGAAUAGAUUGUUGAAAUAUCACAAAGAUUAAAUUGUGAUUGAGGUUUACGUGAGAAGUAACUAGUAUUGGAAAGUAAUGGAAAAUAAUCAACCUUGAGGUAACCGUGCACUGAAGGGCAUAUGUGAUAGUGACAUGACAUUAUAAUCAGUUCAAGGAUCACUAUGAGGUGAAAGCUAGGUUUAUCUAGGGCCACUGAUCAACUUGUGUUAUUCCAUUAAAGCUAAGUUGAAAACAACAAUGUAGUUUUCUAAGUUUGGGUGGUGAUAGAACAAACUUUUCUAAAUUUCAUCUGGUAGAAAUCAAUUUCAAGAUAAACUCAAAUCUUCAUCUAACCGGUAUCAUUAUUGAGAUAGAUUGUUGAAAUAUCACAAAAAUUAAGUUUUGAUUGAGGUUACUAGAAGAACAGUAUUGGAAAGUAAUCAACCUUGAGGUAACCUUGCCCUGAAUCAGAUACCAUCUUGGUAUGGAUGGAAUUGAAAUUGACAUUUUUCUAAGAAUAAGGCUAGUUUGAAUUCUAAAAAAAUGUAAUAUUGUUUUGAGUCAGUGACAAACCAAAUCCCCAAAAUGGCAUCAGCCAGCAAACAACCUCAAGACGACCUUGAACAAAAACAGCUGAUGCAGGCAGAACUGGCCCGUCUGGAACGCCAGUACCGUGUGAUGGAGGGAGACCGCUCCUCAUACAUGUCCGACAUGCGGGUCUACCUGGCACAACAGCACAAAAUCAUUGACGUCCUCACUAAACGCAAACAAAACUUACUGGCCGACACGUCGAUCCCUGUUUCCAAGGUGGUAGCAGAACGUGGCUCAGUCCUAAUCCGGAAAAUCAUCAAAGAUUUGACACUGUUUGAGAACUUGAACACAAAAAUACGCACUGAGAAGACACAGAUCAGGGAAUUGAAGAUACAGAUUAACAAGGUCAAGGAUGAGAUAUUGAAGCUGAACAAGACUGAUGUGAAUGAGCUGAGGGUGCAGGAGAAGAAGGAGGAAUACAAACGGAUGAUUGUCGCCCUGGAGGACCGCUUAGAGGUUGCAACAAGAAAACUGAAUGCUGUCACAGCCGAUAAUGCUGUUUACCGAGGGGAAAUCAACCAUCUGUUAUUUGAAAGAAAAACAUUCCACAGGUUUUACGUGCAGUUGUCGAAACAGGUGAUGCAGAGUAAACAGGUGAUGUUGGAUUUGAUCGAACAGGCAACGACCGCUUUCGACCAACGCGAAGAAACUCAAGAGAAGUUGAAGGGUUUGAAGGAACGGAUGAAGACUGAACGGGUCCUCCAUGCACAGGAGGUUAGGGAACUGGUGAGGAAGUUGGAGAAUGAUGAGGUGUUGUAUGAGUUUUUGUCGGUGAAAGGUCAGAAACGGGUUUUGGCAGAUUUGGAGGCGAAAGAAGCGCUCCAGAAGAAGGUGGAGGUGGAGGCUAUUGAGGAGAAGGUGCGUAAGUAUAAUGAGAUGUUGGACAAGAUUAAACAGUUUUGGGAGACUGAUAUUGGGAGACUGGCGGCCAGGUUCCUCAAACAAGAGGAAGAAAAUUUCACAUUGUUCAACUAUGUAAACGAGUUGAAUUCUGAGUUGGAAGCAUUACAAGAGCAUGUAAACGAGUUGAUGUUGAACAUCGAUGAGCAAAGAUCGAUCAAUCGGGAACGGGCCGCUAAGGAACAGGAGACACUGACAGUUCUGUAUGGGAAUUUGGAAAGGGAGAAAGGGAAGAAUUGUCUGGCAGAGAGGGAAUUAUCGCAUCUGGAGGGAGUUUUGGAUGAACUGAUGUCUGGGAUUGAGAGGAUGUUUUAUAGAUGUAGGUGUGACUCUGCCCCAGUGCUGGCGUUAGUGGGUGAGAACCCCAGGGUGAAUAUUUAUAAUGUGAUGCUGUGUAUAGCUGUGCUGAGGAAGGCGGUUGUUUGUAUUGUGGAAGGAGGAUAAAUAAUUGAUAAUUAGAUUAUAUUAACUCAAAAAUUUGAUUCAAAAAUAUAGAGUAUUGUCAAAAGUAGAAGGGAUAUUGGCAGACCUAUAAAAAGAUGGUAAGAUAAAUAGUUAUAUCCUUUGAAACCGGAGCAGUUGUGUACGCCUAAUCCUGGAAAGAAGAAGAAGAACAA